Messenger RNA from Folsomia candida, 2528 nucleotides. RefSeq lists its product as uncharacterized. NCBI's taxonomy places the organism in Eukaryota, Metazoa, Arthropoda, Collembola, Entomobryomorpha, Isotomidae. The transcript is spliced from 7 exons. Gene Ontology annotation, biological process: regulation of miRNA-mediated gene silencing. The record is from RefSeq and is a predicted model, not a curated record. The coding region runs from base 175 to 2106 and encodes 643 amino acids.
UCGAUUUCAUCUCCAUUCGUUCUUCCUAACCCUCUCUUCAAACAAACCACAGGGAAAGUCAAGGUGGAAGUAAAGGAAUGUUCUAAACCAGAAUCCAAAAAGAAAGCACCUGAACAUGCACAAGAAACUCAAAAGGAGCCAGGGCCAACUUCUGUUUUAUUUCAACCACCGGAAAUGGCAGUUUUCAAAAAUUCUGGUCCCCAUAAUAUCAAGCGAACAACACUUCCCGAUUGGUCGAUUAAGAAUGUUCAAAUUAAUAUUCACGACCAGGAUGAAGCAUUUUCAAAAAUUCGGGACUAUUUUGCAGCCGUGCUGGAUUUUGAUAAGUUUCUUGAACUGACGUUUGCUUACGUCCAUUUUAAAAACUAUUGUCCUGCACCAGGACAGAUUACUGCUCCUGCAGAGUUUUGCUGCCUCACCUGGAACCUUAAGGAUGGGAUGGUGUGGUAUGGGGGGUCACCAAUUGAUCCUGGUUCUGACAAGCUUGGAGACUGGAAGAUGGUGCAAGAACAGAGCAGGAAACUUUCGCUUCCAAUUCCUCCCUACACCUACAGUCGAGGGCUUGCCUAUUCUGUGGGGGAAGACCGAUACGACGAGGUCGUCAAGUCAAUCUUGGAGCAAUCACGAACGUUCGAGCUGUCGGACGAGACCCCACGGCGUCCCUACCACUAUGUAUUCGCUGCUGAAGAUAAUAUCCCGAUAGCUGUUGGAUGCUUGGCCUGGCUGAUGGCACAGCAUGGAAGCAACCCUCGGAUGCGCGUUCUCUCAAUGGAACGUUUCGUCUCAGAGUUAUUUCGAACCUGUCAUAUUAGGCAGUGCGCCAUAGACCUACAAGCAAAAGUGGUUCAGGAAGUGCAGGGACCUAGCAAGAAGUCAACCGGGUCCGUGGUGAAGGCGAGUGAUCCUGUAGGUACCGGAGUGGGUGGUGGUAAAGCGAAAAGUACCACUACCAAAGAUGGUCCUCUUCCAGCAGAAAUUUCAAACUUGGCGUACGUCGCGUCCAUCAAGUACGCAACCGCUACCCUUCACAGUUUUGAUAUCAGCUCAUCACUGGACAGACGCUUCCGGCUCGGAUGUCUCUGGCACCAGCGCGAAAAUACAUCGGAUAGUAUCGUGCACUGCUCUAUGAAACAAUGCAAAAAAUGGAUGUACAAAACACUAGAGAAAGCAUUAGAAAUUCUUAAACGGAAUUACUCGGCUCAUUCCAAAGAACUUGCCAAGCACGACAUUGAACCAGUCUUGUGGGAGGAAAGUGAUGCGAUGGGAGUGGAGGCUCGACAGCGUUUGGGAUUCUUUACACAUAUUUCUCAGAAGCGGACCGAGGUGCUGGAACGGGGAUUUAUAUUUCCGGAUCUGCUCAAAGAAAUGCAACUCCGAAUGCCCAAUGGGUUGGAAACACCACCAACACAACUCAUUUGGCCUCUGGAACGGUGUGUUGAGCUGGAUCUCAACUGGAGUCGGUCCCAGCGUUUCAAAAUCGUGGACCUGGAGCCAGAAGCUAGGGGUGAGCGACUUGCAGAGCUCAAACGACAGAUUCACCCAGUGUUUCCAAACGGCGCCGUCGAUUUGAUGGAAACGAAUCGAGGUCUUGAAGAACAAAUUAAAGAACUGAAUAAAAAAUUGGACGCCCUGGAAGUUGGCGGAGGUGGCAGUAGAAUUUCCAGAAACAAGAAGUUUGACGACUCCACCUGCUUUAAUUGCGAAAGUGCUUCACAUUUUACAAAUGAAUGCAAACUUCAAUGUUUUAUUAGAAAUCAAGACAAAACAACCCACGGGAAAUAUGAACCUGUAGGAAGAUAUUCCUUUCAAAUGCGACUACCUGGGCGCCCGGCAGGAGAGGUGGUUUCUUUUUAUGAAGAAUUGUUGAAGGUCAAGCUGAGUCGAGAAGAAGUCCAACUUGCCUUUGCUUUCUACUUCUUUGAUGAAGGUUGCUGGAAUUGUGCACAUCCCUUUCAUCACCGCCCAGAUUGUGAUAAAAAUUUGAACAAGGCCCUUCAUGAUAUAGCUAAACGGAUGCACGAAAUAAAUCAUCCCCUGACGGACGAAGCUCGAAAGAAAAAGCUUGAAAGGAAAUUGCUGUACCAGAAACCGGGGCGCCCCAACUAAAAUAAUAAAAUUUAAUACAAAUUCUCUAAUUAUUUAUUGAAUCACCUUGAAUUGAUUUUUAUAUUUACAAGUAUUAUAAAUAUAUUAAAAUUUGAUCAUACAUAGUAAAUAUUUGAUUACGUGCUCGAAUUAAAUUAUUUCAUUCAUCACACAGUUGAAUUCACUUAUUUGGUUAAGUUUUUAAAUAUGUGUCUGCAUUUUCCCCUAAAAUCUAUGUUUUGGUUAGUGAUUAAUUUUAUAAAAGAACGAGCAUUUCCACCCGUCCGCUCUACGCUGCGGAUUGUUUGACAGCAAAUCGUCCGCUUCCGUUAGCGGAUGAUCUGCCCAAGGUAGCGCAUUGGUGGAAAUGGACUUGGAGCGGAAAAUGUAGGUGGACGCUGUCGGACGCUUUCCGUCGUAGGUCGCUCACGACUCACGGCAGU